Misgurnus anguillicaudatus (oriental weatherfish) is the source of this 3836-nucleotide messenger RNA. It is a transcript of the gene rubcn, whose product is annotated as rubicon autophagy regulator. Gene Ontology annotation, cellular component: late endosome; early endosome. NCBI's taxonomy places the organism in Eukaryota, Metazoa, Chordata, Actinopteri, Cypriniformes, Cobitidae. Gene Ontology annotation, biological process: negative regulation of endocytosis; negative regulation of autophagosome maturation. The record is from RefSeq and is a predicted model, not a curated record. Gene Ontology annotation, molecular function: phosphatidylinositol phosphate binding.
GUGUGAGCGCUUAUCGCUGACUUCACACUUCUCGGUCUUGUUAUGGUGCGGGACGCCCAGUGGAAACAUCUCCAACCUGAUUGGAGUUUUUCUCUCGUUAAGUCUGAACUGCGAUCAAAAUCAAGCUGAAAUAAGCAGAUUUAAACGGGACAGAGAUGGAAAUAUCAAUGGAGGCGGAAGAUGCAGAGCGCAGAUGGGAACUCUGGAAGCUUCUGUCUAAUCUGAAGACGACUGUUGAAGGACUGCUGUCAACCAACAACCCAAAUGUGUGGUCUCGCUAUGGGGGUCUUCAGCGCCUGCACAAGGACAUGAAUAAUAUACUGGGACAUGGACUAAAGCAUGAACAGGUUUACUAUAAACAAAAAGACUACUGGCGUUUUGUGUGGUGCGUGCGCUACCUCUCUCCUCAUUUGGCCCGUCAUGUGGAACAGUUCAGUCAGUUGGAGCCUGUUUUGAGCAGUGGCAUGCAGUGCUUUGGAGAGGGUUAUAAAGCUGAACGCUGGCUGUUACACAGUCUUCAAGGUCAUAUCUUAUCUGCACAGCUUAAGCCAUUACUGCAGCACAGGGGAAAUAUACAGAAAUAUUACAACGAUGAUGCCUUUCUAUUAAGCGAACCUCACGUGUGCGCCAUGUUCCAAUGUCUGGAGGCGGUGGAGCAAAAUAACCCUCGGCUGUUGGCCCUCAUCGACACUGUCCGGCUAUCUCAUUUGAAAGAGUCUCCUCCCUUUGGCUUGCUGAAGAGUCAGAGUAUGUGUUUGCUGCCAGGGGUGUCAGGAAGUUGGAAAACUGCAGGCAACUUGCAGUGCCGCAGGCUCACGGAGAUUCCCAGCACAUCACACUCUGAGAAAAUCUCAGAUUCUGCGCCGUCCAGCAGUACGCAAGGGGCUCCAUGGGUGUGCGGCGGACGAAAUCAAAGCCCCCCGAACACAAAAAUACCUCAGAUUGCCUUUACAGAACCCAGGUCACCUGCUCCGGCCGAGGUGCGGGAUUGCACGGAAGUGGAUCUGGAUGACGGUCCGGAAUAUCUUGCAAUCGGUAAUCUAGGGAAGCGCAGACGUCGGGACUCGUCCAGCUCCACGCCAAGCAGUGAACACCUGGAAACGCAGGGCUCCACACAGAUGGCUUUGGGUCCACCUCCACUGCGACGCUGCUCUUUCUCAGAGGCUCAGAGGAGUAUUGGGCGGAGCUCCAAGGGCCAUACGCGAUCUUUUUCUGAUACAGGCAUCUCACAAAAACUGAAAAAUGGAGAGGGUCACAGGAAAAUCACCAUUAUUUUCGAGGACCCUGUCGCAGAAUCUGUUACAGAUACGCCAUGCUCGAAAAGCUGUGAUCCAUUCUCACCCCAGAGCAGAGAUAGCAGUACACACAGUUCUCUUUAUAUGGAAUCAAAUGGUUUCCAGAACAACAGUAUACCAGAUGGAUUAUUUCGCAGACCCUCCGAGGGUCAGAGUCUGAUCAGCUACCUCUCAGAGCAAGACUUCGGCAGCUGUGCUGAUCUCGAAAAGGAAAACGCCCACUUCAGCAUCUGUGAGUCGCUAAUAGCAGCUAUCGAGCUGAUGAAGUGUAACAUGCGGAGGCCGGCAGACGAGGCGGAGGAAGAAGGCGACAGCGACACCGAGAUUCAACAGCUCAAACAAAAAAUCCGUCUGCGCAGGCAACUGAUAAGACGCAGCCGGGUGCCCCCACCUGCUGCUUCACAAAAUGGUGCUCCAUCCGUUGACACUGGCGGCUCACGCCGGAGUUCCCAGGAUUCCUUUCAUCCCUCUGACUCGGGCUCGGAUAGAGAAGUAGAAGACAUUGAGCUCAGAGAUGGCAGUGAAGGUCAGUCCUUGCUGGCGGUGUCUCAGAACGGACUGUCCCUGUCUCUCGCAUCCCUCUUUUCAGAUGCAGAUAUCAAACGCAGUGCUACCUCCAGCAGUCGAUCCUUCCUCAGUUCAGACUCAAUCUCUCCAUCAAUGCCAUCAAUGCUACAAUCCAACUCGGCCGAGUCUGUGGCUAUGGGUCUCCUCAGACAGUUUGAGGGCAUGCAGUUGCCCGCUGCAUCCGAGCUGGACUGGCUGGUUCCAGAACAAGAUGCUCCUCAGAAGCUUCUUCCAAUACCAGAUUCUCUUCCCAUAUCUCCUGAUGAUGGCGAACACGCCGACAUUUACAAACUACGGAUUCGAGUUCGAGGGAAUCUAGAGUGGGCCCCUCCGAGACCACAGAUCAUCUUCAACAUUCACCCAACUCCAAAGAAGAAAGUUGAAGUUGCUAAGCAGAACUACCGCUGUGCUGGUUGUGGCAUUCGAAUCGAACCAGAGUACAUAAAGCGACUGAGGUACUGCGAGUAUCUGGGACGGUUUUUCUGCCAGUGCUGUCAUGAAAACGCCCAGGCCCUUGUACCCGGAAAGAUCCUUAGGAAGUGGGACUUUAGUAAAAGCUAUGUCAGCAACUUUGCUAGGGACUUGCUUGCUAAGAUCGCCGGAGAUCCUCUCUUCAACCUAAAUGACAUCAACAGCAGCCUGUACAAGAAGAUCAAAGCCGUGGAUACAGUGCGAGCAUUAAGGGAACAGCUAAACCACAUGAAGAAUCUCUUACGAACGUGCCGUUUAUCUAAAGAGGUUUUGGAUCAGUUCGAUAUGCUUCCUGGACAUCUGACAGAAGACUUCCACCUCUUCUCUCUCAAUGACCUCAGCGCUGUACGAAACGGCAACUUGGCCCCGAAGCUACGGGACCUUCUCCGACUCGGCUCCAACCACGUCAAAGACUGUAUGCUGUGCCAAGCCAAGGGGUUCAUUUGUGAGUUCUGUGGAAACGACAAAGACAUUAUCUUCCCCUACGAGCUGAACAAGUGCCUGCGUUGUGAUGAUUGUCAUGCGUGCUAUCAUAAGUCCUGCUUUAAGGGUGGGAAGAAGUGUCCUCGCUGUAUGAGACUGGCUGAAAGGAGGGAGCGAAUGGCUCGCAAGAAUAUGGUGGAGCAGGAGGACGGAGAGCAGGUGGACGGAGAGCAGGAGGCAAGCGGCACCUAGCACACAACGUAGAGUAAUCGACAUCAUGUUAAAAGCACAACGGAACGGUGAAUGUACUGACUGAAUUCAACCUUACUUGAUUUCCGUCGCGAAUAAGCUGCCACCUAGAGGAUUAUCAAAGCUAUGAAGUUUUAUGUGAAAAUGGUGCGUUUUACGAUCUGCCAUUUUGCGUUGCUUCUAUUGCCUCCAACUCUAAACGCUCAUUUGUUUUUAUCAGGGGGCCAAGUCUUUUUUUGUGUAUGGUAUGAAUGUUUUUUUCAUGUCUGCUUUUUAUUCUCGUACGUGUUUGUAUUAAUGCUACUGUCACGCACCUCUUUAAUAGAUCGGUUAUGAGGAGAAAAGCAACUCCAGAUCUUGCACAAUGUUUGUUUUCUAAGAGCUUUCUCCAAGUGUCAGACGCACAGCUACAAUGGGACUCGUUCAUGAACUUUAAACGGAACGAAUUUCAGUGUAAAUUGUCCAUAGAAACUAACGAAUAAGGCUUAUUCUUACAGAAACUGUCACUUAAGUUCAGUGCACAAAUGAGCCUCGUUGAUAACAAACUAAUAAAACAAAUUUGUGUAAUUGUUUGUAAAACCAUUCUUGCGUAAGUUAUAUCGGAAAUAAUAUAUAAAGAAACAACGCGUUUCUUCACGGUUUUCUCACAAUACUGCUCAUUCGUAAAGGGUUUUAGCUUUUUAAUGACAUCUUUACGAAUUAUGCUUAGUUUGUUUCUAAGCAUACGCAAAUUAGUGGUGUGCAAACGAUUAAUCAUAUACAAAAAAGUUUGUGUUCGCAUAAUAUAUGUGUGUGUGUGUGUACUGUGUGUAAUUAUUAUGUAUAUUUAAA